Messenger RNA from Aspergillus fischeri NRRL 181, 915 nucleotides. Its product is annotated as PIG-L family deacetylase. The record is from RefSeq and is a predicted model, not a curated record. Bases 1 to 915 code for a protein of 304 amino acids. Gene Ontology annotation, biological process: GPI anchor biosynthetic process. The transcript is spliced from 4 exons. NCBI's taxonomy places the organism in Eukaryota, Fungi, Ascomycota, Eurotiomycetes, Eurotiales, Aspergillaceae. Gene Ontology annotation, cellular component: endoplasmic reticulum. Gene Ontology annotation, molecular function: N-acetylglucosaminylphosphatidylinositol deacetylase activity.
AUGAAGCUCGUCUGGAUAGCCCAGCGUCUCGGUCGGCAAGGCCAACGACGCAAGUUAGCCCGGAUAGCUUCAUCCCUCUUCUUCAUAGUAGCCCUCACUGCCUUAUGUCUCUAUAUCCUACUCGCAUAUUACCUGGCAAAUGACCCACGGCUGGUGCCCGUGGCGUUUCAGGAGGCCCGGAGUAUCCUCCUCGUAACAGCCCACCCGGACGACGAGACUCUCUUCUUCAGUCCGAGCAUCACUUACCGUCGCGAGGACCAGCACGUGCAGCGGGCAUUGUUGGUGAUAUCCUCUGGGGAUUACGACGGAAUAGGUGAGCGUCGCCGACAGGAGAUCCACGAUAGCUGCUCCGUGCUAGGCAUCGUUCCGGAUCGGUGCGUCGUACUGGACAAUGCAGAGCUGCAGGAUAAUCCCAAGAAAUGGUGGGAUGGGGAUCUGAUCAAGGGACUUGUUGCGUCGCACGUUCAGAAAUGGAAUGUUGAUUUGAUCAUCACCUUCGACGACGGAGGCGUCUCGGGGCAUAUCAACCAUAGAGCCGUCAGCGCCGGUGUUCGGUUCGUUCUCUAUCUUCUUCUCACACCCAACGCCCCGCCCGUAUACACACUGCAGAGCACCUUCCUCCUCCGCAAAUACUCAUCGCUCCUCGACCUCAUCUCCACCUCGAUUCCGUUCUCGUGGCGCAUCCUCAAAGCCAUCCUUACCUCUCCCGCGUCAAGUACGGCGGACCGCGUCCACGAUCUUUCUCCGCUGGAGGCAUACAACGAUAAGGUCCUGCUGGUGAGUCCCUGGCGGACGUACCUCGUCUCGCGAGCGGCAUUCACCCAGCACGCGAGCCAGUACUCGUGGGAUCGGUCGUUUUACUUGGUCCUCAGUCGGUAUAUGUGGUUUAACAAUUUGAAUAAACUAGUAGUUUGA